Zychaea mexicana is the source of this 870-nucleotide messenger RNA. RefSeq lists its product as uncharacterized. The transcript has a single exon. Bases 104 to 460 code for a protein of 118 amino acids. Lineage: Eukaryota; Fungi; Mucoromycota; Mucoromycetes; Mucorales; Lichtheimiaceae. The record is from RefSeq and is a predicted model, not a curated record.
AGCAGCAGCAGCAGCAGCAGCAGCGACAACAACAACAACAACUUCGGUAUCCAAGGGCAAAAAGCCAUAUAAGAGCUGGCUCAAAGAUGGAGUCAACGGCGGGAUGUCAUCGAUGGACGUGCUGAUCAACUGGCUGGCGGACAAGGCAAACUACAGCAAAUGGCGCGGCGGUGACAACAGUACGGAACGGACACCCAAGAAAGUACUUCUUGAAGAGAUCAUUGAACGCAUGCGGCAAGUUGGGAUCUAUCACCGCCUCCCAAAAGAUGUGGCCAGUAAGAUCUCAACGCUUCAAAGCAACUAUAGGACAGCACGAGAAUGGAAUGACACGGAUGGGAAAAAGAUGCGCCAGGCAGGUGUUAAGGAAGAAAUCGUUCAUGGUAAUAAAAAGACAAAAGUGAAAUAUAUUUUAUUGUGGUGUGUGUGUGUGUGCGAGUGCGUGCGAAAACCAAAAGUAUAGUUCGGGUGCGGUUGAGAGAAACAAUUCAAAGAGAACGACAAUCAAGAAGAGAAUACAUUCCGUGACACACUCUAUUUUUUUUUUCUUUUUCCACCCCCCCCCUCCCCAUUUUUUUUCCAUCCACAUUUUUUUUUUCAAAUUUCUAUCUAUCCCUAGAGGAAGUUGUAAAGCGUUUUCCUUACUGGGAUGCUUUGCAUGGAAGCUUUGGCAACUUUCGAACAUCGCCGUCUUGGCCCAUGUCCAUUAGCAGUAUCAUGGACCGUGAAGAAAAAGAAGACGAAGAGAAGGAGGAAGAAGAUAAAACGCAAGCUCGACCGCAUCGUCAUAGCCAGCAACAAAGUCAUCAUCAUCAUCCCUAUUAUCACCGUCACCAACAGCACAGCAAUUACCACCAUCAUCAUCAGCAGCAG